GGGGAACAUCAUCAAGACAGAAAGGCUUUCUAGGAUGCAUACGCUCCCUACACUUGAAUGGGCAGAAAUUGGACCUGGAAGAGAGGGCAAAGGUCACAUCUGGAGUCCGGCCUGGAUGCCCAGGUCAUUGCAGCACUUAUGGUAGCAUCUGCCACAAUGGGGGCAAGUGUGUGGAGAAGUACAGUGGGUACUUCUGUGAUUGCACCAAUUCACCAUAUGAAGGACCCUUUUGCAAAAAAGAGGUUUCUGCUGUUUUUGAGGCUGGCACUUCAGUUACUUAUAUGUUUCAAGAACCCUACCCAGUGACCAAAAAUAUAAGCCUCUCAUCCUCAGCGAUUUACGCAGAUGCAACUCCAUCCAAGGAAAAUAUUGCAUUUAGCUUUGUGACAGCCCAGGCGCCCAGCCUCUUGCUCUACAUCAAUUCUUCUUCUCAGGAUUACCUGGCUGUCCUGCUCUGCAAGAAUGGAAGCUUACAGGUUCGCUAUCAGCUAAGCAAGGAAGAAACCCAGGUUUUCAAUAUUGAUGCAGAGAACUUUGCCAACAGAAGGAUGCACCACUUAAACAUUGACCGGGAGGGAAGAGAGCUUACCAUUCAGGUGGAUCAGCAACUGCGACUCAGUUACAACUUCUCCCCAGAAGUCGAAUUCAGGGCCAUACGGUCACUCACCUUGGGCAAAGUCAAAGAAAUUAAGGAUUUGGGCUAUCCAGUUAUUGGAUUGCUCAAAUGCUUAAUCUCUUCAUUAAUUCUUUACCAAUUGAAAGAGGAUUGA
Messenger RNA from Leptonychotes weddellii (Weddell seal), 770 nucleotides. The record is from RefSeq and is a predicted model, not a curated record. NCBI's taxonomy places the organism in Eukaryota, Metazoa, Chordata, Mammalia, Carnivora, Phocidae.